ACUCAGUCUACACUGCUUCGUUGGUGGAGACGUAACUCGCAAGUCGCGCUCUCCGCCCUCAGUACUUUAUAGUGUACAAAUCGCGAGUGAACGUGUGAGGCUUCAUUCGAACUUAAUGUUGUUUACGUCCAUUCUUCUGACAAACUGUCCAGUCAAGGUCAUCGUUAUCGUUUUGACACCUGUUGUUUGGAUACUUUAAGUAUCGCAGUAUCAAUAUUGAAAAGAACUAAUCUAGAAAUGUGUUAUAACAAGCACUUAAUAAAACUCGCAGACUACUUCAGAUUGUAUUUCGAUACUUCUCAUUGAAUGUGUAGUGGCAAUCAGAAUCACAAUGAUCAACUACGGCAAGAUUGUAUUCACUAAGCUUCUUCUAUGCGUACUCAUAUCCGGUACUUUUGCUCGAUCUUGGGCCAAUCACCAUGAUACCACAACAUCUACAACACAAACUACCCCAACGACAAGUCCGGUACCAAAAAAUAUCCACAACGAUCCACUUAUUGUCGAAACAAAGAGCGGUCUCAUCAAAGGAUACGCAAAAACUGUAAUGGGACGCGAGGUACACAUUUUUACAGGUAUCCCGUUUGCGAAACCUCCAUUAGGACCCCUGAGAUUCCGUAAACCGGUACCAAUCGAGCCAUGGCAUGGCGUGCUUGAAGCAAACUUAAUGCCAAACAGUUGCUAUCAAGAACGCUACGAAUAUUUCCCAGGUUUCGAAGGAGAAGAAAUGUGGAAUCCAAAUACUAAUAUAUCAGAAGAUUGCCUUUAUUUGAAUAUUUGGGUACCACAGCACUUACGAGUUCGUCACCAUCAAGAUAAACCACUCGCCGAAAGACCUAAAGUGCCGAUUCUUGUGUGGAUUUACGGCGGUGGCUACAUGAGUGGCACGGCUACACUUGACCUAUAUAAAGCAGAUAUAAUGGCAUCUACAAGCGACGUAAUAGUGGCUUCUAUGCAAUACAGGGUUGGUGCAUUUGGAUUUUUAUAUUUGAAUAAAUAUUUUUCUCCGGGUAGUGAAGAAGCUCCUGGAAAUAUGGGUUUAUGGGAUCAACAACUCGCUAUUCGUUGGAUAAAAGAGAACGCUCGUGCUUUUGGAGGAGACCCUGAACUCAUUACGCUGUUCGGGGAAUCUGCCGGUGGCGGUAGUGUAAGCCUUCAUAUGCUAUCACCUGAAAUGAAAGGAUUGUUUAAAAGAGGUAUAUUGCAAUCAGGAACGUUGAAUGCACCUUGGAGUUGGAUGACUGGAGAAAGAGCUCAAGAUAUUGGAAAAGUAUUAAUUGAUGACUGUAACUGCAACAGUAGUCUUUUAGCCAAGGAUCCUAGUCUCGUAAUGGAUUGCAUGCGCGGAGUUGACGCUAAAACGAUUUCUGUCCAGCAAUGGAAUUCUUAUACUGGAAUUUUGGGUUUUCCGUCCGCACCUACGGUUGAUGGUAUUUUUUUGCCAAAAGAUCCUGAUACCAUGAUGAAGGAAGGAAAUUUCCAUAAUAGUGAAGUGCUACUUGGCAGUAACCAAGACGAAGGGACAUAUUUUUUGCUGUACGACUUCCUGGAUUAUUUCGAAAAGGAUGGGCCUAGUUUUCUUCAGAGGGAGAAAUUUCUCGAAAUCGUUGACACUAUUUUCAAGGACUUUUCUAAAAUUAAGAGAGAAGCCAUUGUGUUCCAGUAUACAGAUUGGGAAGAGAUCACCGACGGAUAUUUGAACCAGAAGAUGAUAGCUGAUGUCGUAGGAGACUACUUCUUCGUAUGCCCCACUAACUACUUCGCCGAAAUACUCGCCGACGCUGGUGUCGAUGUUUACUAUUACUAUUUUACUCAUCGUACCAGCACAAGUCUCUGGGGAGAAUGGAUGGGUGUGAUGCAUGGUGACGAAAUGGAAUAUGUUUUUGGACAUCCCUUGAACAUGUCCCUUCAGUACCAUUCCCGGGAGCGUGAUUUAGCUGCACACAUUAUGCAGUCUUUCACACAGUUUGCUCUUACCGGAAAACCUCACAAACCUGACGAGAAGUGGCCUCUGUACUCCCGGUCUUCGCCUCAUUACUACACAUACACGGCGGUGGGUCCAAGCGGUCCAGCCGGACCCCGCGGCCCGCGUGCCUCCGCUUGCGCUUUCUGGAACGAUUUCUUGAACAAACUUAACGAGUUGGAGCGUGUACCGUGUGACGGGGCCGUGACCGGUCCUUACAGCAGUGUCGCCGGCACUGCCCUCCCUGUAACCCUUCUCACCACUUUGGCAAUCACUAUUGCUUUGUAAAUUUUAAAUUAAAAAUAAAGUAGUCUUGUCCGCGCUUCGAAGUGAAAAGGACCAUUAAAGUGAAUAAUAACGGCUGUAUGUGUGUAGACGUUGACGUUAGAAUUAUUUCUUAAUUUAGUAACAUUAGAGACAUUGCAUAUCGAAAAGGGUAUAGAAAUUUGGUAGGGUCUGAAGAAGAAAUUGGACAAUGUAAUGGAAUGUUGGUGUAAGUGAAAAGAUAAUCGGACUUAAUUAUUGGGAAGCCAUCGAUUUUGACCCUGAUAACAAUGCGAGUGCGGCAAAUGAUAUAAAUGUUUUUCGCCAUGAUUUCAAGUCAAGUUUUUGAAAAGACAUUUUUUUUUAUAUUGUUAAAUGAUUUCGUUGUGUUUCUCAUUGAAUUUAAAUUAUUGUAAUAUGUACUAGCUGUAUUGAUGUUAAAUUUUAAUUGAAAUGUUAGAUAUUAUUCAAAUUGAUAUUCAAAUGUUGGUAACGAAAAUGUGCUGAAUGUUAAUUGUUUAGUUUAUUGAUGUUCCUCUCUAUAGUUGCUUUGAAUGUUUGAUGUUGUAUUCUAAAUCUAUUUCACUUUAGGAGUAUUUACAAAGUAUGAUAUAAAUAAUGAAUGUCUUUGUAAUUUUUUAACAUUAAGUUAUUAGAGAAGAAGCUUUGAACUUAAAAGCGAUGCUUCCCACAAAACAGUCGUAAGACAUAUACAUAUCAAAUAUGUGCCUCUCUGCUUAUAUGCAAAUGAAACAUAUCUAUAUUGUAGCAAAUUUUAAGAAUUUAUAUAGACAAGUAUAGGUCAACUGUAUACUGUGAAGUGAAUUUUUAACAAUAUAUUUAUAAUAUAGUUCGCUAUAGAAUCGUACCAUUUAAUAAUCUUAUGAAUUCUAAAUUCUUAUGACUUCGAACAGAAAUAAUAUUUUGUAAGUGAGUAUUUCUUUUUCAUAGAUAAAAGAAAAUGUUAUAAAAACUUAAAGCACACAAGUAGAUCCUUAAAUAUCUUCUGACUGAUUUUUCAAAAUAAUUUAUUUAGUAGUAACUCUCUUAAAACAUGACUGUAUUAGAUUUAUCACAUUAAAAUAUAUGUAUUUUAGUGAAAUGCCUUCAUUUUGAAAUUAUCACGGACAUAUCUAAAUGAACUAUGGGUAAUAAAUAAAUAGUCAAUUAAAUUAUACCUAAAUAAAAUUGAUACUAUCAUCAUUUGAUAGUGACACUAUUUUGGCAAUUUGACACAUUUGACAAAUAAUACUAACUUUUAAAAGUCGUAAGCCGUAUUGUGAGUCCGCCGAAGGAAGGAUACACUAACCUGCGUAUUUCUGGUGCAAAACGAGUCACAUUUUCGUUUAUCCGCGAUAUAGUUUCAAGGGCGAUACAGCCAUUUUAUACUACAAAAGAUGCUCGACUUCAUAUCGCUACAUUCGCAACGAAAUUCACAUUAUGGUUUCGAUAAUCAUUUAAUGAGAUAUAUUUUGUGUCAGUACCGGAAUGCAUCAUAAAUAAAGGGCAUCACAUAUCGGCUAUAUAAAAGGACAAAACAAAAAAAAAAUCGUCUCCAAUUCAGGCAUUGAAACAUUCCAAACACAACGUAAUUAGUAGCUUGAAAAUGCUUUAAGUGAAAAUAAUCUUAUGAACUUAGUAACUUUUUAUACUUUAACAAUAUUUGUACUAGUAAAAAUUUUAGCGGUAACGUAUUAUUAUUAUUACUGUAAUAACUAUGCGAUUGUCAAUUAAUAAUAAGCAUGUGAAUUAAUGACAUUAGAACCUUCCGGGCUUAUUCAAACUGUACGUGCUAUUCGUUCUACGAGUACUACGUACAAUCAAACUCUUGGCAAAGUGUUAAAACAGUCCAAACGGCAACAGUAUUAUUCCGGGUAUGCAGCGACUUAGCUGUGUCCCUGGCAUUGUUGACAUCAUCUGUGACGGAUCUUGAGGGAAAAUACUUGUUAUCGAUUAAUACGACAUUUUCUUCCGUAUGACCGUGUAUUUAGCACAUUUACAAUAUUAACUUAAGUAAAACUAAAAAACUACUACCGGUUCGCUUCACAUAUUUUUGACAAGUGUUUUUUCUUAAGACCGUGCUGCCAGACUCAGAUCACAAAAGCUACGUUCCGUGACAACAUCCAUGAGCGAUGGUAACCACUUACCAUCAGUUGGGCUUUAUGCUCGUCUGCCUACAAAGCCAAUAAAAAAAGCAAGGCGUCUGAAUAAGCUUGGAAGUAUUAAAUACUUUUAUUUUUACUUAGAAAACGAAUAUAUAUUUAUCAGGUCGUCUUAUCUUCAUCCAAUCGUAGUGCAAUCGUUUGAAAACACGACACUCGCUUUCUUGUUGUAUUAAAGCACAAAUUGAAAUGUUGUAUGGGAUAGCUUUAAUUAGUUAGUUUAAGAUAUAAAGUUUUUCGUAAUGAUCCAUGUAAUAUAAGUAGAUAUUUCAAAACACACACACACACACACACAUACACAACUAUGUAUUAAUAAACAUAGCUGAAACUACAAACUCAGCGUAUGUUCAAAAAUUUAACGCAUCGCUCUUAAAUUGACGAAAAACUUACUUUAUCUUUAGAGGAUUUAAAUACAAAUAAAAAAAAAAAAAAAUUGGUAAUGCUGUAUGUACUAAAACAAGAAAACCUUUCCGAUCUAUUACUGUUACUAAAUGAACUAACCACAACAGAGCUAAAUUAGGUAUAUGUGAUGUAUUAAUUGUUGGUAUCUCUGUCUUGUAGUGUAGUGAUGUAGUGAAAAUAAAUAUAUUUUGAAAAGUGUAGUUCGCGUAAUAUUGUAAUCUAGUUUUGGCAGUCGUGGGUAAGCUCUAUUAGAACAAAAAUUCAACCGCUUUUUAAUCAGAAUUCAUAAAAUAAUGCCAAAGUUAAACUGUACCUUAAGACAGAGUGAGUGAUACACGAAGUCAUUUUUUUAUCUUUAUUUCUUUUAUAAUUCAGAUCUCACAUUCGUAAUGAAAUUUAACCUUAUACUCGUACUACGAAAAUAAUAGCUAACAUUACUAGAUUCAUGCAAUCAUAAUAUUAGGUUAUAUUUUUUUGCAUAUCGUAUAUUCGAUUUUGUUUCAUGUAUAGCCUUUAUACGUUAUUCUUUUGAGUCAGUUUUAGCGAAGGGCCUAACAUAUUUAUUUUUAACUUUAGAUAGCCACCUAGUAAUAGCCGAUAUUUUUGAGAAUACUAUAACUAUAUAAAUCCACACCCAGUAAUAUUACAUUAUUAUAUAUCUAUAUGUCGUCAUAUAGAUGUGCAGUAUUUCCCUAACGGUUAAAGGAAAAGCUGUCUGAAAUUUCAAUAUACAGUGCUCAGAAAACACUUGUUGUAAUUGCUUUGUUUUAUCUAAAUAUUAAUUUAGUCUUAAUAAAAUAUUAAUUAGGAAUUAGGUCUUAAAAAUUAUACAUUUUGUUUGGUUGUUUUACAAAUCAAAUUUAAGUUGGAUAAAGCUGUAGAUUUUAAUUUGAAUAAUCAAAUUCUUGUAUGUGCACUUAAUAUUCUUUCUUACAUAACUCUGAGAGAUGAUAUUAAUUUAGAAUUUAAAAUUCAACCGAUAGGGAUGGUAAAAAAAAAAUUUUUGUUUUUAAAUGAUGAGUUAUUAUUCGAGUUAUUUUAUAUGCUUGAGUUUCAUCAACGUAUAGCAACUAAGACAACUCUGCACUCGAUAGUACGUUAUAAAAUAAAUGGAAAAACAGUUUGAUAAUCCACAAUUGUGUGUAAAUGUAUUCAUGCUAUUCAUCUAUAGUUAGUUUUUAAGGUUAGAAGACUUGGACUCAAUGUAUUGCUUCUGUAUGCUAAUAAAAUACAAAGCACUUACUAAAACAGCGAGCUGUUUAUAUAAACGCGUACUAUACGUUUAGUAAAUUUGUAGUAAAUGCGUUUACCUAGACACUAGAUGACUAUAUGUUAGAGUUAGAUGUUAUUUAUCUAACGAAGCUUACGUCUUUAACAGAUAAUGUUUAGGUAUUGCUUGACAAGUUAGGUGCUAAUUUAAUGUACGUAUAUCUACACAUUAUUGUGCACUUUAUCAUUUUUGUACUGUUAGUAACGACAACAAAAAAAAAAUUGCGAAUGACGUCGACAAUAUCUGUUUAAUAUUUCGGAUAUUGAAUCUGUACUGUGCUUUUAGCGCUUUUAUGUGCGUUUUUUUUUGUAUUAAUUUAUCACGUGUCAAGCCACACUAGUUGUAGUUUGUUAAAAUUAGUUCAACGUUAUUAAUAAUAAUAGAAAAUAUAUUAUGUAAACGACUUAGAUGUUGAAUAGAGUUUUGUCGUGUAAAUUCGUUUGUACAGUCGCACGAUAUUAUUUAUUUCAAGUAGCGUCAGCAAACUAAUUGAUAUUCGAAAACUUGUUACAUAAGUUGUUUUGCUUGGUGAUUGUUAGUUAAUCUAUCCGGAAGUUUAUUCAAUAAAAUUUAAUUUAAUUCGCCUUAA
Bombyx mandarina (wild silkworm) is the source of this 6647-nucleotide messenger RNA. RefSeq names its product acetylcholinesterase type 2 (gene ace2). The record is from RefSeq and is a predicted model, not a curated record. NCBI's taxonomy places the organism in Eukaryota, Metazoa, Arthropoda, Insecta, Lepidoptera, Bombycidae. Gene Ontology annotation, biological process: acetylcholine catabolic process in synaptic cleft; choline metabolic process. Gene Ontology annotation, cellular component: plasma membrane. Gene Ontology annotation, molecular function: acetylcholinesterase activity.